Fusarium mangiferae is the source of this 1461-nucleotide messenger RNA. RefSeq lists its product as uncharacterized. NCBI's taxonomy places the organism in Eukaryota, Fungi, Ascomycota, Sordariomycetes, Hypocreales, Nectriaceae. The coding region runs from base 1 to 1461 and encodes 486 amino acids. The record is from RefSeq and is a predicted model, not a curated record. Gene Ontology annotation, molecular function: DNA binding. The transcript is spliced from 2 exons. Gene Ontology annotation, biological process: regulation of DNA-templated transcription.
AUGGCCACAAGGAGAGAGAUCUUAGUUACUUUCGAAGAUAAAAGGUCUAUUUGGGAUCGAAUUGAAGCUGAAAGCCAAGAAGGGAGCAAAAAUACGAAUCCCACGAUGGAAAAGUUCCUCUCACGAUGGAGAGAGAAUACAGCUGCCUCUGAAGAUAUGGCAAAGCUAGCAUCAGUUGGUAAGGGGCAGACAACACCACGAGAACCUGAGCACUGUCAUAACGAAACAGUCAAAGCCCCCGUUGAUGUGCUUGAUGCCAACGACAAUAUGACUGGAUGUUCUGAACGACCAGCGCUUCCAGGGGCACCUUGGCCGCAACGAAUUGAGGAGCGAGCUUUUAUACCUCAGUACCAUUCACCCAAGAAGCUAUGUCAUAUGGCCUCCAGCGUUGCACCAGCUUGCAUAGCUGAGGAACCUCGUGACUGCCGUCACCAGUCGAUAAAUAGUUCCUGUCCCGGACAUUUAGGCUUCCCGACUGAGGUUCCCAGUUCGAAUUAUGCGCUGCAACGGAAGGAAAAUUCUGAAAAUUUGCCUCCAUCACGAUCCAUCGCGUUUCAACCAAGCGCCCCGCGAUAUGAACUCGACAAUUGUACGCAGCGUUGUGAGGAAAUGUCUGAGCUUCUGCCCACCCAGCCACGUAAAAGGCCAAGACUACCGGAGGAAGCUAAAGCCCGCCUCAGAAAGUGGUAUUGUGCAAACACUCAGCGGCCAUAUCCAGAUGGUAAUGAAAUGCAAAGCUUUUUGCAUGAAACUAAGCUAGAGUGGAAUCAAAUCAAACGCUGGUUUGCCGGUCAACGACGUCGAAAGAAACUUGGGAAGAACGAAAGAAUCAAGAAAGCAUCCAGGAAUGACUUGGGAGGCAUUGAAUACCAUACAGACGGGGCAGCCAAGACCAACGAUAUUGAUCAAACUGUCGGCAAGGCGACCCAGGCUAUGGGAGCAAUUCAACCGAUGAAAUUGGCAACAAUUCAUGCUACUGGACGUUUUCUUGGACGACCGAGAUUUCCCAUUGACUUACCUCGACCAACACCCAUCUCUCUUCCACCCAUCAGCCAGCCGAUACCGUCCUCUACGCUUCCUUCAGGGAUCCCCUUAGGGUUUAGUGAAAUUCUCACACCUCUACCUAAACAAGAUUCGUUUGCAACAGGCCCACGUGGCCCUGAACAUAGACUUACUAAGCAAUACUAUUCAGCAGCCACCAACCUCACUCCUGAUGAUACGGGAAGAAGAGAGGCGAGCGGCUGGAGUGAGGCAAAGAUUGUGGUUAAUGUCCCAUCUUCCAUUCAUCUUCCUUCCAUGGCGGACUUUCUGCAGAGCGGACGUCUGGAGGCCAGAGAGAAGUUAAAAAAUGAACCGAGAAUAGUAUGGACGGCCGAAGCAGAUUUGCGAAGGUUCCAUUACUCAGACAAGGAAACUUCCCCCACCGCCGGUCAGUCCGAUACACUAUUAACUUUCUUAUGA